Messenger RNA from Melanotaenia boesemani (Boeseman's rainbowfish), 1758 nucleotides. It is a transcript of the gene cdkn2c, whose product is annotated as cyclin-dependent kinase inhibitor 2C (p18, inhibits CDK4). The record is from RefSeq and is a predicted model, not a curated record. Gene Ontology annotation, molecular function: cyclin-dependent protein serine/threonine kinase inhibitor activity; protein kinase binding. Bases 628 to 1122 code for a protein of 164 amino acids. Gene Ontology annotation, biological process: negative regulation of cell population proliferation; regulation of cyclin-dependent protein serine/threonine kinase activity. NCBI's taxonomy places the organism in Eukaryota, Metazoa, Chordata, Actinopteri, Atheriniformes, Melanotaeniidae. Gene Ontology annotation, cellular component: nucleus. The transcript has 4 exons.
GUCCUACAGCUCAGCUCACACUUAAAAUCCUUGUUAGUGAGGGGAUUUCAGCUGGACAUUUUCUAACUUUGAUCAUUUAUAGAAGAAAUUCGAUUUGGCAUCGCGGAGCAAGGAUCAGCCGCAUCCCGAAGAAGUUGGGUUUUUUUUUCUUCCUUCCCUGGAGCCAAAGGAAGUUCGUUGUGAUUGAGAGAUAUUUGGGCUGCUGUUAUGUCUCGCAACUCCUGAACUGUGACAUUAUAUCAGGACAUAACCGAAUACAGAAAUGCACUGUGUGGCAAAGGCUAUUGUUUUGAAAAUGAGCGGGAAGUGACUGUUAAUGACAUCACAUCUUUUGACAGCAAGCGUUGUUGUAAUGUUUCAUCGGUCUAAGAAGGUUACUGUGUUAUUUUUAUUUUAGUUUUAUAUUAUAUCAAAAGAGGAAAAGCACGGAGCCUACUGGCAAGAAACGCGAAGGAUAAUAUUCGUUACGGUUCAAAACAAAAGUAAAACUGGAGACCAUAUUCUCCAUGAUGCAAGAAGGGAAGGAAGUGCCUGGUGAUAUAAAUGACCAUCCUACCCUCUUGACUUCACGUCUUUUCAAAUCCUCUUGCAAGACUGGAUCAUCUGUAUUUGAUUUUUUAUACAAGAAUGUCUGAGAGGUCCCUGUUGGAUGAGCUAUGUUCUGCUUCAGCUAGUGGACAUAAAGAAAGGGUGUUGUCUUUGUUGCAUCAAGGAGCAGAUGUCAAUGGAGUGAAUAAGUUCGGAAGAACUCCUCUGCAGGUGGUUAAGCUUGGAGACAGCCUGCUCAUUGAGGUUCUUCUCGAGGCUGGGGCAGACCCUAAUAUGCGUGACCGCGUCUUGAAUCUCACAGUGACACACGACGCGGCACGCGAGGGAUUUGUGGAGUCCGUGGGCUUGCUGAUCGACCACAGCGCGAACGUGAACCUCGUGGAUGACCAUGGUAACCUUCCGCUGCACCUGGCCGCAAGGGAAGGACACCUGGAGGUUGUCCGGCUGCUGUUGCUACACACUGAGAACCCCCAUGCGACCAACGGCGAGGGACAGACCGCCUUGCAGCUCGCUCACGACUUUGAGAGAAUGAAGACUGCAGAAUGCAUUCAGGAGUAUUUGAGCUCGAACUAGAGAAAAAUGAAGACGCCAACUUGAGGUUGAAAGCUCAUCCUGAACCCUCAAAUGCUUUUGUGCUUCUACCUUUACAAAGCUUCUAAUUGUGAUUAUGAAUUUUAACUUUCAGUGAUAUUUUAAUUCAAGCAGGCCUACAUUUAAUAUUGGGUCAUAGCAUGUGAUAGCUUUGUACGGAACUGUCCCAUAUUUAAAUGUGGUGAAUAGUUAGUAAAAUAGCAUGAUAAAACUUAACAAAUGCUGUACUAACAGCAGAGCAAAUAACUAACCUGGUCAUAAACACAUCACAAUUUAUCCACCUAUGUCAGUGUCUAAGUUGGGAUGAUUUUUUUUAAUUCCCCUUUGAGAAUCAUAAUCACUUCUGUCUCACUGUGCAAUAUGUAGGCAAAAAGUCAAUUUUCCACUUAUUUUCUUUGUACUUAUGUUUUUUGGAAUACGUCACAACAGUAUUACCAUGAUGACUGAAUGGUCCAGGUAAUUCACACAAGCAUACCGCUAUGAUGUUCUUUAUAAGGAUGCUUCAUUUUAUUUUAAGGAGUCUUGUCUGUUUUGGUUAUUCUAACUGAAAAACACCAGAGAACCAACAUGAGAAGUAUGAAUAAUGCUUUUUUUCUCCUGCUGCUACUUGUUUAUUGG